Molecule: messenger RNA, 2949 nt
Organism: Ostertagia ostertagi
Lineage: Eukaryota; Metazoa; Nematoda; Chromadorea; Rhabditida; Trichostrongylidae
Source: the annotation of a GenBank genome assembly
AUGACACUGUACUGCAAGAAGCGUAACGUCGAUACAAAAAAGGAUAGUGGAUGGAUAGUGGUGUUAGAGAAAAUUCUAAAGUUUGACUUACCUCAAGAACACCUCUUCAAUGUGUUCUUUGCGUUCACAACUAAAUACAUUCCGAAAGAAACAAAAGAAAACGCUCAAAUUUAUGAUCUGUUUCGACUUCUGCUACAGUAUCAUGACCCUGUCGUGAGUUCUCACUUGGAUUCCUUGAAAUGUACACCAUAUUCAUAUGCAAAUCAGUGGUUUUCCACUGUUCUAGCAUCUAGUGUUGAUGAUGGUGUGUGCAAAAUUUUAUGGGAACUCUACAUAGAGAAGGGUGAUCCUUUUCUAAUCUUCUACAUGGCCUUGGUUUUGAUCAUUAACAGUAGAGAUGAAUUACUUGGAAUUGGGUUUAACCGGCGCGAAGAGGCGCACAAAGUACUGGCUUUAUUACCAAAUCAACUAACUAUCGAUGACGUCCCGGAUUUUGUACAGUUGGCUGCAUAUUACGCGGACCGCACUCCUCAGUGCGUUCGUGAGACCUCAACCAUAACCUACUUUGUGAUUGACUGUCGUUCAAAUGAGGCUUACAAUAGUGGGCACAUCUACGGUUCCUUCAAUCUGGAUUGCAAACUGCUUGUGGACGCACCAAGUCAGUUCGAAAUGGCUUUAUCCUGCCUAGAGUCGUACAAACACGAGCAGAAGUUCGACGAACACAUAUGUUUCUUUGGAUACGGUGAUGAAGAUCAGGAUCAGUUCAUGAAUAUGGUAAUUGCUCGAUUUCUUCGCGAUGGCAAAAGUCAUGUUACUUUUGCUCAGGGUGGUUAUAGAGAGUCGAAUCGCUUACGGCUGAUUAACUCUCACGACGAAUCUAAGUGUCGAGAAUGUGCAAAUGCUUCUAUGGCUAAGAGUUGGAAGUUGGUGGGAAAAAUGAAAGAAGUAGUAAUUUCCAAGUCAGCCGCUGUAAAAGAUAAGGUUAGCGAGUUGGUGACGCAAGCAGCUCCAGGAAAUGCGCCCAGCAGUGAAGUCAAACAUGUAUUGUCAUCAGAUCGCUAUGGGAAAAGAUAUCGUAACGAGCCGUCUGUAUUCUCAAUCGAUGAUGAUUCGAGUGACGAAAGCGGUGGCACACCCUUCAACAAGUCCGGAGGAAAAGAAGAGCUUCUUCUCGCUGAGCAAGCUGAAUUCAUUGAACAUUUUCAAUGUCAUGAAUUAGCGGAUAACAAAAUGAUGAUUCCAUCUCAUAUUGCCAUCACACGAACUCAUAUGCAUGUUUUACGAGAUGUGGAUGGAAAGGCAGGUUAUGUUACCACUGAAGCUCGGCAUGCUCUCUCGUCGAUACUUCGUGUCACCAGCAAGAAGAAAGUCCCCGAACUUCUGACCUUCAAGUUUGGCUACGAAAUAAGUGGGGUUUCGAAGAUCACUGCAGUACAUAGAUUCCUUGUUCCAAAAGCUGGUGAAUGUGCAAAAGCAGUGAAGACGGCCAUUUUUGCUCUCCGUCCGUUAUCUGACUCUGAGUCAACAGAAAUCAGCUUUCCCACAAAGAUGCAAGUAAACACAGAAGAUAUCACUGUUAAUUGGGGACAACAACCCCAUCCACUCGACCGAACGUAUGGAAAAUGGCGUAUCGCGGUGUUUCAAGAUGUGCAGGAAUCAAUAGAUAUGAGCAAGCUCUACUUCCUUUAUGAUCCAAUGGCCGACGAGGGAAGUGGAACCAGUGGUACUCGUAAAGGAUAUCCUGGUUUGGUAAUUUUUGACGUGAAUUUCAAAUGCUUUGCCGGCGAAAUUCCACUGCAUGCUCAAGGAACAAUGAAAUUCCUUUUUGCACUGAAAUGCCCAUCACCUCAAGGUGGGUCUGCCUUUGUGCUGGUGACUGAGGAGCAGAUCUACGGACAAAUACGUCUUCAUGUGUUCCGCCUCGAUCUUGCGGGAGAUGGCCUUUCAGUGUCAAACUGUCGCCCUCUGCUCGAUAAUCCGCUUUCGAUUGGCGGGGAGUAUAUCUGCUCAAUGCGCGAGGAUGCUCCAGAAAUUGUUGUCAUGGCCAACCCAGGACUCCAGGUAUGGCGCAUCAACGCCAUGGCCGAUGCACCGCAGCCUCCAACUGCCAACUUCACAGUACAGGGUGCUGAUCUCACUCAUUUUUAUGAUGGAUUUCUCAGUAAUGGGUCUGUACAUUUGCUGUCGUCUUCACCGGAUGGCCACUUGGAUCACUCCCGUGUUCAUGUGUUGAAUUUGAACAAGCCUGACAUUAUUACAACUCAUCAAUGCACUCCUGACCCUCAGCGUGGAAUGCCAAUGCCAAGGAAGAAUUGUGGUAUCGACGGCGUAGCCAAUGCUAUUCUGUUGGCUGGUGGAGAAAUCGAUCACGGCAGUCAUAAUGUUCAACGUCUUGUCGAUUAUUGGAUGUUGGACACAAGAACAUUCCAGUGGCUGCAGAUUCCAUCCCAGAUGCCAGCGCCUCUCAUUGAGCCAAGGCUCACAGCAUGCAACUCAGGAAACAUCUACCUGUGGGGCGAUUUCGAUCAGCCGUUGCCAGGAAUGCCGGCUGGUGGCACUCAUCUGCGUAUAAUGAAGGUGUCGGGUAUGGAUAAAGCCGGUCAUCCGCCGUCAUACACUCAGACAGUUUCGCAACCACCGGCCUAUCCUUCACUGCAGCCGUCUCCAUACCCUCAACCUGGAUCUGCUGCACCUCCGUAUCCUGCGUACAAUCCCGCGCAAACGAAUCCAGGCUAUGGUAUGCCGUCACCGCAGAAUCCAGUUCAACCAAAUCCGGGAUACGGUAUGCCACCUGCUCAGAGUCAGCAGUACGGCGGAGAUGGUGGAUAUGGUGGAGGUUAUGGUGACCAAGGGCCAGCAGCUUCCGGUUUUCAGCAAGUGCCAGCGGGACCAAAUCAGACUGCAUAUUAUCCACCUCAAAAGUCCAAGAAGGAUUGUUCUCUUCAGUAA